Trachemys scripta elegans is the source of this 1342-nucleotide messenger RNA. It is a transcript of the gene ILVBL, whose product is annotated as ilvB acetolactate synthase like. Gene Ontology annotation, molecular function: acetolactate synthase activity; magnesium ion binding; flavin adenine dinucleotide binding. Gene Ontology annotation, cellular component: acetolactate synthase complex. Gene Ontology annotation, biological process: L-valine biosynthetic process. Lineage: Eukaryota; Metazoa; Chordata; Testudines; Emydidae. The record is from RefSeq and is a predicted model, not a curated record.
GGUCAGGGCCGGUGAUGUGAGGGGUAGAAGUACAAGAGAACUCCAAUGAGCACCACUGUGAGAAGAGUCCAGCUUUCAGAGACUCCAUCUCCAAGAACUCCUUACAGGAGUGUGUGUUGGGGACUCUGCCACUGAAGUUGCCUCCAUGGAUCCUGCUUCUGUCUCACCCAGCAGCAGCUGCUCCAGUGCCUGGCUUCUUGUGCUGCUGGGGACACUGGGGACAGCUCUGCUCGGGGCAGCUCACAGACUGGGGCUGAUCUACCAGCUCUGGCAUAAGGCAGAGCCGAAGAGUACCCGGCACGGUGGGGAGCUUGUUGCAGAGGUCCUGAAGGCCCAUGGGGUGCGUUACUUGUUCACGCUGGUAGGAGGCCACAUCUCGCCCAUCCUGGUGGCCAGCGAGAAGCUGGGCAUCCGCGUGGUGGACACAAGACACGAGGCCACAGCUGUGUUUGCUGCCGAUGCAGUCGCCAGGCUCUCAGGGACAGUCGGAGUUGCCGCGGUAACAGCGGGACCUGGGGUAACCAACACCGUGACGGCUGUAAAGAAUGCCCAGAUGGCCGAAUCCCCAGUGUUGCUGAUUGGCGGGGCAGCUGCCACACUGCAGAAGGGCCGGGGUGCUCUCCAGGACAUUGACCAGCUGUGCCUCUUCAAGCCACUCUGCAAGUUCUGUGCGUCAGUGAGGACUGUGCGGGACAUCGUCCCCACACUGCGAAGGGCCAUGGCGGCAGCACAGUCCGGCACCCCAGGCCCUGUGUUUGUGGAGUUCCCGAUUGAUGUGCUCUACCCAUACUACUUGGUGGAGAAGGAGCUGGGCUUCAAAGAGACCCCUAGAGGGCUGCUGGGUGGAGUCAUCAACUGGUACCUGGGCAACCACCUCAGAAACCUGUAUGCAGGGGCCUGGGAGACAAGGGACUUUUCCCCCCUUCCUGUGCAGGUGCCACAGGCCACAGCAGAGCAGGUGCAGCAGUGUGUGGAGCUGGUCAGCCGUGCCAAGAAGCCUGUUAUGCUCCUGGGCAGCCAGGUGACCCUGCCCCCGACGCCUGUGGAGAAGCUCAGGGAAGCCCUGGAGGCCCUCGGCAUCCCUUGCUUCCUGGGUGGGAUGGCCCGGGGCAUGCUGGGAAGGAACAGCCCACUACAUAUCCGCCAAAACCGUCGAGAGGUGCUGAAGGAGGCUGACCUGGUCAUUCUGGCAGGUCUGUGGAAGGCAGCAUGGGAACUGGCCUGGAGGGUGUCGCACCUUGGGGCCACUGGACUUGGGAGUGACAGGGAGCUGGGAUGGCACGUCAGUGGAGCGGGUUGUGGGGCAGGGCUGGGGGUUAGAGAUGGGGUGUUGUGGGGCUGA